AUGUUGCCGAAAAGCGUCGUGCUUGUGUUACCCCUUCUUGUCACGGUCUUGGCUAAGAAAACCCCUUCCUAUGAUGGCUACGACCUCAUCUGGGAGGAUACAUUCGAUGGCAAAGAGGGAUCCUCGCCCGACACCGUUAAAUGGAAUUUGAUGGAUUGGUACAAGAAUCUUAACGGUGAUUUCCAGACGUAUACCUCCUCUACAUACAACCUACAACUCAGCGGCAAAGGUACCGUUCGCAUCAUCCCUUGGAGAGAAACUACCGCCGUGAGAGGGUGGACUUCUGGGCGCAUGGAGAGCAAGUACGUCUUCACGCCCACUCCUGGUGCCAUCACUGUUGUCGAAGCCCGUAUCAGAGUCGGCGACUCACCUCCAGAAAAUAAGCAGGGCAUUUGGCCUGCCUUUUGGCUGCUUGGUGACAGCCAUCGAAAUGGGGGGCCUAUCUGGCCGGCGUGUGGAGAGAUCGAUAUCAUGGAAAUCUUCAGUGGCGAACACCUCGGUUAUGGAGCCAUUCACUGUGAUAAAAACCCAGGUGGUAUCUGUAAUGAGAAUACGGGUAUCUCUGGGUCUAUUGGUCUACUUGAUGGUGGAAAGGGCUGGCAUACAUGGCGAGCUGUGAUCGACCGCACCAAGCCUACAUGGGUGCAGGAGAGUGUUACCAUCUACCUCGACGGCGUCCAAUUCCACAAAGUCACCGGAGCCAGGAUCAACAACGAGGCUGUGUGGAAGACUAUCGCUGCUAAUAAGGUCCAUUUCAUUCUGAAUGUCGCUGUUGGCGGUGAUCGACCUAAAGAUCCCAAUGACUGGACCCAUGAUGGCAUGGGGGCUGGAAUGGAGGUCGAGUAUGUCGCACACUAUGAGACGACUGGUUCGCCUGGAUUUGAACCCUAUGGUGACAAUCCUCAAGGUACCCCUGAAUAUGCUCCAGAGCAUCAAAGCCAACCUGCCCCUGAACCUCCCCAUAAGUCUUACCCUCCUCAGGAGCCAUCACCUUACUAUCCUGCUCCCGAACCUUAUAGUGAGCCUGCUUAUCAUGCCCCUGCUCCUCAAACUCCUCCUCCUCAUGUACCUCCUCACUAUACACCUCCCCAUCACGCACCUGCUCCCCAAGAGCCUUACCACGCUCAUGAGCCAUAUGUGAAUCCUGUUCCAGAGGCUCAUAAUCACCAUAUUCCCAAUCCCCCCGCUUCUCCUGAUGGCUCAUAUUGUCCAGCUCCUGCGGCUCAUGAUCCUCACCAUGGAACGUACGGCCGUCCUGGAGGAUGGGGCCCUGGAAGUGGCGGUCCUCCUUGUCCUCCUGGUCACGUUGGUAGAUCUGGCCCUGCAAACCCUCCUCCUCAUACUUAUUCUACGGCUUCAGACUCACACAUGAGCUGUGGCGGAAGUUGGUACUGCAACUGGUCCUCUUCUUCUUCCUCUUCAUCAUCAGGACACGUUCCUUGA
This is a messenger RNA of Fusarium sp. VM40, 1443 nucleotides long. NCBI's taxonomy places the organism in Eukaryota, Fungi, Ascomycota, Sordariomycetes, Hypocreales, Nectriaceae. The record is from the annotation of a GenBank genome assembly.